AUAUCUGCUCCACUCUUUCAAUUCUCAUUACUCUUAUUAUUAUUAUCUUCACUACUUCACUUAAAAUUCUACCUUCAAUUUUAUACUAUAAGAUCUUAUUGCUCUUAAAGGCUUAAUAAAUAUGAUUGAGUCAGCUAUGUCAAACACAAUGAUGGAGAAAGUAAUUGCUUCUAAUUGGUCAGAAGGGUCAGAAAAAGAUGAACUUUUAAGAGAGCUUUUUGAUGAUGAGUCUCCUUUACUUAUGUUGCCAGAGGAGACAAUAACUAACAUAAGUGAUUCUUCAAAAGAACAAGCUUUUAAUAAGUUCAUUUCAAAUAUUUAUUCAGGUCCUACCAUUUUAGAUAUUGAAAAUGCUUUGUCAGUUACUAACCAUAGAGAACACUUUCCACAGCUUUCAUCAACAAGAGUUUCCAUAUUGGAAAGGAGUUGGAGUAAGAUUGAGAAUAAGUACACAUUGAAAAUCAAAUGCUUUGGAAAUGGGAUGGGUGAUGAUGGUUAUAAGUGGAGGAAGUAUGGACAGAAAUCAAUUAAGAAUAGCCCAAAUCCUAGGAGUUACUAUAGGUGCACCAACCCAAGGUGUGGUGCCAAGAAGCAAGUUGAAAGAUCCAAUGAGGACCCUGACACUCUUAUAAUCACUUAUGAAGGCCUCCAUCUUCACUUUACUUAUCCUUAUUUCCUAGUGGGCCAAUCUUCCCAUCCACCAAUCAAGAAGUCCAAGCCCACCUCUUCACAAGGCCAACAAGCCCAAUGCCAAAAACCAAAUCAUGAAGCCCAAGCUAGUGGUUCUUUGGGACUCAUAUCACCCACUUUAUUGGGCUCUACACAAGAUACGGCCCAAGAAAAUUUGGGCUCACAAGGGUUGCUCGAAGACAUGGUGCCAUUCAUUGUUAGGAACCCCACAAACAAUACCGAUAUUGAUGAUUUCUCAAAAUUUUCAUUUUCCUCACAAAUAUGUACCACUUCUACUUCCACCUCUUGCUAUACUGUUGGCUUAAAUUCUAGCAUUUAGAUUAUAAUAUGUAUAGGUAAAUAUUUGAAAUUUAAAGAUCAAUAAAUUAUGGGGGGAUUGUUACAAUUUUUAUGUUAAUUUAAUAAUAUAUCAUGUAAUAAUAGUAUAGUUUGUAUUUCUAUUUGUAAUAUAUCAUGUUAAUUUAAUAAUA
Molecule: messenger RNA, 1160 nt
Organism: Cicer arietinum (chickpea)
Lineage: Eukaryota; Viridiplantae; Streptophyta; Magnoliopsida; Fabales; Fabaceae
Product: probable WRKY transcription factor 49
Biological process (GO): regulation of DNA-templated transcription
Molecular function (GO): DNA-binding transcription factor activity; sequence-specific DNA binding
Source: RefSeq, a predicted model, not a curated record